Messenger RNA from Caenorhabditis bovis, 1968 nucleotides. The record is from the annotation of a GenBank genome assembly. NCBI's taxonomy places the organism in Eukaryota, Metazoa, Nematoda, Chromadorea, Rhabditida, Rhabditidae.
AUGCUCACAGCGCGAUCAUUUCUGUCAUCUGCUCGCUCGCUUGCAAGAACAUCCCUUCUCAAUGCGAGAACAUUUUCAGACAAACCAAAGGGUCACGUUAUUGGUAUCGAUUUGGGUACCACAAACAGUUGCGUUAGUGUUAUGGAAGGAAAACAAGCUAAAGUUAUUGAAAACGCAGAAGGAGUCCGAACGACUCCAUCCACUGUUGCCUUCACUGCUGACGGUGAGAGACUUGUUGGAGCUCCAGCUAAACGUCAAGCCGUUACAAACUCUGCUAACACACUUUUUGCCACAAAGAGAUUGAUUGGAAGACGUUUCGAAGAUCCAGAGGUUCAGAAAGACUUGAAAGUUGUUCCAUAUAAAAUUGUCAAAGCUAGCAAUGGCGACGCCUGGGUUGAAGCUCAAGGAAAAGUGUAUUCUCCAUCACAGAUUGGAGCCUUUGUUCUUAUGAAAAUGAAAGAGACCGCAGAGAGCUACCUGGGAACAACCGUUCACAACGCUGUUGUUACUGUUCCAGCUUACUUCAACGAUUCUCAACGUCAGGCCACCAAGGACGCUGGACAAAUUGCUGGCUUGAACGUUCUUCGUGUUAUCAACGAGCCAACUGCUGCUGCACUUGCCUAUGGUUUGGAUAAAUCAGAGGAUAAGAUCAUUGCUGUUUACGAUCUUGGAGGUGGUACCUUCGAUAUUUCUAUUCUUGAGAUCCAGAAGGGAGUUUUUGAAGUCAAGUCCACCAACGGAGAUACCUUCCUUGGAGGAGAAGAUUUUGAUCAUGCUCUUGUUCAUCAUUUGGUGGCUGAGUUUAAGAAAGAUCAAGGAAUCGAUCUUACAAAGGACCCACAAGCCAUGCAACGUCUUCGUGAGGCCGCCGAGAAGGCUAAAUGCGAACUUUCUUCCAUCACCCAAACCGACAUCAACCUUCCAUACAUCACGAUGGAUCAAUCUGGACCAAAACACAUGAACCUCAAACUUACCAGAGCCAAAUUCGAGCAGAUCGUUGGAGAUCUUAUUAAGAGAACUGUUGAGCCGUGCCGAAAAGCUCUUCAUGAUGCCGAAGUUCCAGCAUCCAAGAUCGGAGACGUUCUUCUUGUCGGAGGAAUGAGCAGAAUGCCAAAGGUCCAGGCUACCGUCCAAGAGAUUUUCGGAAAGGUUCCAUCCAAGGCUGUCAACCCGGAUGAGGCUGUCGCCAUGGGAGCUGCUAUUCAGGGAGCCGUUCUUGCUGGAGACGUCACUGACGUUCUUCUUCUUGAUGUGACCCCACUUUCUCUUGGUAUUGAGACUCUUGGUGGAGUUAUGACCAAACUCAUCACUAGAAACACUACUAUUCCUACCAAGAAGUCGCAGGUGUUCUCCACCGCUGCUGAUGGACAAACUCAGGUGCAAAUCAAGGUCUACCAAGGAGAACGUGAAAUGGCCAACGAUAACAAGAUGCUCGGACAAUUCUCACUUGUCGGAAUUCCGCCAGCACCACGUGGUGUUCCACAAAUUGAGGUUACCUUCGAUAUUGAUGCUAAUGGAAUCGUCAACGUUUCCGCCAGAGAUCGUGGUACCGGAAAGGAGCAACAGAUUGUUAUCCAAUCUUCGGGAGGAUUGUCCAAGGACCAGAUCGAGAACAUGAUCAAGGAAGCCGAGAAGAACGCCGCUGAAGAUGCUAAGAGAAAGGAGCUUGUUGAAGUUAUCAACCAAGCGGAAGGAAUUAUCCAUGACACCGAGAGCAAGAUGACCGAGUUUGCUGACCAAUUGCCGAAGGAGGAAUGCGAAGCCCUGCGCACCAAGAUUGCUGAAACAAAGAAGAUCCUUGAGAACAAGGAAAAUGAGACACCAGAAGCUAUCAAGGAAGCCUGCAACACUCUUCAGCAACAAUCUCUCAAACUCUUCGAGGCUGCUUAUAAGAACAUGGCCGCCAAGAACAGUGGAGGAGCCGAAGAAGCCAAGACCGCUGAAGAGCCAAAGAAGGACCAGAACUAA